Messenger RNA from Strongyloides ratti, 1299 nucleotides. RefSeq names its product Legumain. Gene Ontology annotation, molecular function: cysteine-type endopeptidase activity. The transcript has a single exon. Bases 1 to 1299 code for a protein of 432 amino acids. NCBI's taxonomy places the organism in Eukaryota, Metazoa, Nematoda, Chromadorea, Rhabditida, Strongyloididae. The record is from RefSeq and is a predicted model, not a curated record. Gene Ontology annotation, biological process: vacuolar protein processing.
AUGAAAUUCUUUACUGCUUUUUUUACUUUAACCUUAUUGGCUACAUUAACUUGUGGAAAGAUAUUGAAUUCAAACAUCAAAGUUUUACUUAUUGCUGGAUCUAGUAGUUGGGAAAAUUAUAGACAUCAGGCUGAUAUUGGACAUGCUUAUAAAACUUUGGUUGAAAGAAAUAUAGCAAAAGAAAAUAUUGUUGUUUUUGCUUAUGAUGAUAUUGCUAAUAAUCCAAUGAAUCCAUUUCCAGGAAAAAUAUUUAAUCAUCCAUCAUUGAAGGAGGAUGUUUAUGCUGGUUUAGAAAUUGAUUAUAAAGGUGAUGAUGUUAAUGAAAAUAAUUUCUUAUGUGCUUUAUCUGGUGACAAAUCUUGCCUUAAAGGUGUUGGUACUGGAAGAGUCGUUGAAUCAACUGAAAAUGAUGAUGUUUUUGUUUAUUAUGCUGAUCAUGGAGCAUAUGGAAUUCUUGGUCUUCCUAAUGGUGUUAUACAAAGGGAUAAUAUUAUGGCAACAUUAAAUAAAAUGAAUCAAGAUAAAAAAUUUAGAAAACUUGUAUUCUACAUAGAAGCUUGUGAAUCAGGAUCAAUUUUUGAAAAUCUUGAAACUGAUGUAAAUAUUUUUGGAGUAACUGCUAGUUUUGGUAAUGAGUCAUCAUAUGCUGCAUAUUGUAGUGGUGAUCAUGGAUUACCAUGUUUAGGUGAUGAAUUUUCUGUUAAUUGGAUUGAAAAUUCACAAGUAGAUUAUGAUGAGAAAUAUCUUAUAAAAAAUCAAGUUGAUACUGUUAAAACAAAAACAUUGAUGAGUCAUGUACAAAGAUAUGGUGAUUGUGAAAUUCCAAAAGAAGAAUUAAAAGAUUUUCAAGGAGAAUUUAAUUGUAAUCACACAAAAUCAUCAAGACCUAAAGUAGGUAGAUAUGAUACAAACUACUAUCCAAUGGUGUCAUCAAGAGAUGCUGAUAUGAAGUAUUACCAAAAUAUGAUUAAUAGUAAUUUACACAUUAAAUUAAGACUAAAUGCAAUGUUAUCACUAGAAAAACUUGAAAAAACAAAAAGAAAUAAUGCUAAUAUAGUUAAAAAAAUAACUGAUACUCUUGAUUUAGAUUUUGACAUACUUCAAAAUCAAAUACCAGUAUAUAAUAAAAUAACAGACGAGAAACAUAAUAUUUUAUUUAAACACAUUCAAAUGUCAUGUGGAAACAUUGGAAAAAAUACUGAUAUGAUGAAGUAUUCCAAGUUAUUUUAUAACAUUUGUUCUCUGAAUAUUGAUAUGUCAGAUAUCUUAUCAGCAAUAUCAUUUGCUUGUCAACAAUAA